Asterias rubens (European starfish) is the source of this 601-nucleotide messenger RNA. RefSeq names its product zinc finger matrin-type protein 5-like. The record is from RefSeq and is a predicted model, not a curated record. The coding region runs from base 40 to 579 and encodes 179 amino acids. The transcript is spliced from 4 exons. Gene Ontology annotation, cellular component: U12-type spliceosomal complex. NCBI's taxonomy places the organism in Eukaryota, Metazoa, Echinodermata, Asteroidea, Forcipulatida, Asteriidae. Gene Ontology annotation, molecular function: zinc ion binding; nucleic acid binding.
UGCAAAAGUGUGUUUUAGAAACACAAUUUCGGUGUCAUUAUGAAGCGGUAUUACUGUGAUUAUUGCGAUAAAUCCUUUCCAGACAACAAGCAGAACCGACGAAAGCACAUGAAAGGUGGACAGCAUCAAUCAAAUGAGAAGCUCCAUUAUCUGAAUUUCAAAGCUCCUGAAGAAAUCUUGGAGGAGGAAUCCACAAAAACGCCCUGCCAGAGAUUUUAUCGAACAGGUGAAUGCAGUUUUGGCGUAAUCUGCAGGUUCUCCCACUUAACAACGCAGAGAAGACACGAGCUCCUAAAUGAAAUUGAAGAGAGAAAGCAUAUUGAAGCGUCACAAACAAAGCCUGGAGAGAAGACUAAUCCUACAGUGGAAGACUGGCUAGAGAGUAGAACCAAGAGAAGGAGGACUGAAAAAGAGACUAGCCAAACAGGGGGAGGAGAGGUGGAUGAUGGAUCAUCAGAUGACAGCAUGGGUGUAGGCAGUCUACCACCUGUACUAAGAGGCAUACCAGAUCUUCCACCAUCUCUUCUCCCGCCCUCUGUAGAAAGCCUGUUGCGGAUUAAAGAUGUGGAGUGGGGUUGACGCAGGGAUUAACAGAUAAAAA